AGGAUCCCAACUCCCCCGUACCUACCACGAAUAACGGCAAGGAAGGAGGUGGGGAGGGAGAUAUGUCUAAUUUGGGAUCUGAUUCAAGUCCUUAGAUUGAACUUGUCGGCGGUCUGGUCGCCGAGAGAGAGAGAGCAUGUGGUCGGAGACGAGCGCGUUGGGUGCCUUGAAGGCCGAGAUGCCCUUGGAGGACGACGGAGAUCUCGUCCUCACGUCGGAGAUCGCUUCCGGGAGGGCCAUCGGCCUCGUCCUCGUCGACAUUGUCAAUGGCUUCUGCACCGUUGGCGCUGGCAAUCUCGCUCCAGUUAAGCCUAACAAGCAGAUAUCCACCAUGGUUGAGGAGGCUGCAAAGCUUGCCAAGGUGUUCUGUGAUAGAAACUGGCCUGUUUAUGCUUUGCUGGACACCCACUAUCCAGAUAAACCUGAACAUCCAUACCCACCUCAUUGUAUAAUUGGUUCAGGUGAAGAGAAAUUGGUUCCAGCUUUGCAGUGGUUGGAGAAUGAUCCAAAUGUGACCAUUAGAUGCAAAAAUUGCAUAGAUGGUUACCUUGGUUCCAUGGAGAAGGAUGGCUCUAAUACUUUUGCUGAUUGGGUGAAAAAGAAUGGAAUUAAAGUUGUUUUGGUGGUAGGAAUAUGCACAGAUGUUUGUGUGCUAGACUUUGUCUGCUCCAUAUUGACUGCUAGAAAUAUUGGCAAUGUGCCACCAUUGGAAGAUGUCGUGGUGUAUUCACGUGGAUGUGCUACAUAUGACCUCCCUAUUAAUGUCUCUAGAAAUAUCAAAGGAGCUUUUGCCCAUCCACAGGCGCUGCUCCACCACAUAGGACUCUACAUGGCAAAGGGAAGGGGAGCCAAGGUAGUGCACAGGGUAUCCCUUGGUUGAUCAGAGGAUGCAUGACAUGGACAGACCACCUAUGAUCCAUAACUGGUUGUGAAGAACAGGACUUAAGACUUCUCAAGCUGCUAAGGUUACCAUGCUCAUUAGGUUCUUGCAGGAAUUGCAUCUGAUAUCCACUGUAAAUUGGGCCUGUUAUGUACAGUGGGAUUGUUAUAUUGGUAUUCUCCCCUUUAUAUGGCCACAGUCCAUGUUUAAGAGUAUUAUACCGCAAUAUCUGAGUGCUUUUUCUCAAGUUCCUCGUGAUGACUGAUCCACAAAUGCUGUAGAGGGAUCACUCAUUAGUGAAGGUAAGCAGCAAAGACUCAUUAGUGAAGGUAAGCAGCAAAAGGCUUGUUUAAAUGAAUAAGAACUUAAUGUAAAUAUAGUUUGCAUAUGUUAUCAAUGGAACUUCUUGAUGGUGUAAUUUUA
This is a messenger RNA of Elaeis guineensis (African oil palm), 1303 nucleotides long. RefSeq names its product nicotinamidase 1. The record is from RefSeq and is a predicted model, not a curated record. NCBI's taxonomy places the organism in Eukaryota, Viridiplantae, Streptophyta, Magnoliopsida, Arecales, Arecaceae. Gene Ontology annotation, biological process: pyridine nucleotide salvage. Gene Ontology annotation, molecular function: nicotinamidase activity.